This is a messenger RNA of Aethina tumida (small hive beetle), 4106 nucleotides long. It is a transcript of the gene Klc, whose product is annotated as kinesin light chain. The record is from RefSeq and is a predicted model, not a curated record. Gene Ontology annotation, biological process: microtubule-based movement. Bases 775 to 2508 code for a protein of 577 amino acids. Lineage: Eukaryota; Metazoa; Arthropoda; Insecta; Coleoptera; Nitidulidae. The transcript has 12 exons. Gene Ontology annotation, molecular function: kinesin binding. Gene Ontology annotation, cellular component: cytoplasm; kinesin complex; membrane-bounded organelle.
UUUUGCGUCGGUCACGUCCGCUUUCCUUUAUUUCCUUCAGUACUUUUUUGUCGCCCCGGCGUCGGAAGGGCGCAGGCCCGACGGCGUCGCGACGCAUUCUGCGGGUAAGUCCGUGCGGCGGGCGGCAGUCGCCGAACCGUUCGCGUACAGGACACACCCUCGUAAAAAACAGUCGGACCACACACAAAAAAUUGACACAAGUCACCGUUUCAAACCUGGUCAACAUGUGAAUUAUUUGGACGUACGUGUCGCGUGAAUUGCGUCCGGCCAUUUAAAUAAAAGUUUUCGUUCCGUCAUUCACACACACACGCACACAAACACGUUAGAAAGACCGGAAGCUUGCCUUCUAUAUAUUGUUGUUGAUUUCGUUCUGUACGGCCGAUGAAAAAGAAAUUUAUAUUUUUGUUUGCCCUGUUUAUUUUCGCCUCCUUCGUCGUUUUCGGGUUCAUGUUUUUGAUCAUAUUAACCUCUAGUUUGCGUAAAUAACCCAAAUAAAAGUUUUGAAGCCUUAAGCAGUAACCAAAAAUUAAAACUAAAAGAAAGAACUGUGGUAUCGAGAGUAACACGUUUUUGCGAAACGUCCCUGGUGUAUGUGAUAAUGCCUUAUAUAUUGUAGACGGAGUAGCUUUUUAUACGCGUAUUAUUAUAUAAAAAACAAAAAAAAAAAUUAAACCGCUCAAUAGAUAUUUCGUAAGCUUACAAGUUAUUACUGGUGAUGAUUCAAGUGCUCAUGCGCAGGAAUUUCUGAAGGAACACAUUCACACUUUUUGAAACAUGUCCAAGGUCAUCAAUGCAUACAGGAUUAAGAAAAUAGAGAGUCUGGGCAAGAUGACAGCGAUGACGCAAGAGGAGAUCGUGGCGGCCGUGAAGACGGUGGCUCAGGGUUUGGACGCGCUUCGGUCGGAGCAUGCUGGUCUCCUGCACGGCAUCCAAGAGGCCCCCGAUCCGGUGGUCAGCGAACGAGCUGGUCUCGUUCAGCAGAGCGCCGACAUGAUCGAACUGGGCCUCGGGGAAGCACAGGUGAUUAUGGCCUUGGCCUCACAUCUUCAAUUGAUCGAGGCAGAGAAACACAAGCUCCGGACCCAAGUGCGCAGAUUAUGCCAAGAAAAUGCCUGGCUUAGAGACGAACUGGCCUCCACACAACAAAGGCUACAGUCGAGCGAACAGAUGGUGGCGCAACUGGAAGAGGAGAAGAAACACUUGGAAUUCAUGAAGACGGUAAAGGUCUACGACCAGGACCUGAACGACGACAACUCGUCGGAACACUCGCGAAACGAGAAACCCGAUCCGGUGGUCGACCUGUUCGCCGACGAUGAUAAUGACGAAAGGAACCCUAUGUCACCGACUCCACCGAACCAGCUGCAGCUGUCACAGCAGGUGAACGCGGGCUACGAGAUCCCCGCACGUUUGCGUACCUUGCACAACCUUGUUAUACAGUACGCGUCCCAGGGACGGUACGAAGUGGCCGUGCCCCUCUGCAAACAGGCGCUCGAGGACCUCGAAAGGACCAGCGGUCACGAUCAUCCGGAUGUUGCCACUAUGUUGAACAUUUUGGCUCUAGUGUACCGUGACCAAAACAAGUACAAGGAGGCGGCCAAUCUUUUGAACGAUGCCCUCGCCAUCCGUGAGAAGACGCUGGGUGAGAACCAUCCGGCAGUCGCCGCCACCUUGAACAAUCUGGCCGUGUUGUACGGCAAACGGGGCAAGUACAAGGAGGCGGAGCCGCUGUGCAAACGGGCACUGGACAUCAGAGAGAAGGUGUUGGGCAAGGAACACCCUGACGUGGCCAAGCAGCUCAACAAUCUCGCUUUGCUUUGCCAAAACCAAGGCAAAUACGAGGAAGUUGAAAAGUAUUACCAGAGAGCAUUGGAGAUCUACGAAAAGCGUCUAGGUUCGGACGAUCCGAACGUGAGCAAGACGAUGAACAACCUGGCCUCCUGCUAUCUGAAACAGGGCAAAUACAAAGAGGCCGAGGUACUCUACAAGCAGAUCCUGAACAGGGCGCACGAACGCGAGUUCGGCACCAUUGACGGCGACAACAAACCAAUCUGGCAAGUGGCCGAGGAACGGGAGGAGAACAAAGCGAAGAACAAGGAGAACGCCCCGUACGGCGAAUACGGUGGCUGGCACAAGGCCGCCAAAGUAGACUCCCCGACUGUCACCACAACAUUGAAAAAUCUCGGGGCCCUCUACCGUCGACAGGGCAAGUACGAGGCGGCAGAGACCCUGGAGGACUGCGCACUCAGAAGCCGGAAAGAGCAUGUGCAACAAGCUUUGGACAUUGUGAAACACUCGAAAGUUGCCAACAUCCUCGGCGAUUUGGAGAGACGUAAGUCGGGAAGCGUUAAAGACAAAACGUCGCGUCGAGGCUCCCGAGAAUCACUCGAGAUGAGCUACGAUGGAGACGAGAACACCGCCCGCACACCGGACACGGAAAAGAGCGGCCUGAAAACGAAAAUCUUUAACGCCCUCGGCAUCCACUCGCCAGUGGGCAAGCCCAGUUCUUAAUCACGUUACAUUUUAAGCUGCAAACAGAUUUAUAUUUAUUUUAUGAUUGUUACGAUCGUUGUUGGGCUUUCGUUUCUCCAUUACCACGCGACGGAUCGUCACCGAGUGUCAACGAAAACUUAGUUGAAUGGUUUUUUUAUUAUUAUUAUUUUUUUAAUAGCGUUUUUUUACAUUCCAUCUAUUUAAUGUAAUUGGGUGCAUUUUUAGACAAAUAUGGUAACGAACAAGUGGGCCUGGGUGCUAGCAAUGUCAAUUUUUAAUGCUUACAGGACUUAAAAGUAUUAUUCUUUAUAUGGUGUUAGAAGUAGGUCGUAGUUGUUAGUGACCAGUAGAGGAAUUCACCAUGUCCAAAGCAGAUUCCGGCGUUUUUAGUGCCUUAUGUCUUACAAUAAUGAUGAGAAGCAUUUAAUACUUUAAUUUUUUGUUCAAAAUCUCAUUCUUUCUCAGUUUACUACAGCACAACAUUCUACUAAAUGAUUAUUUUAAAACGUCUGCUUGGAUGUGGUGAUUUAUUUUAGUGUGAUCCUUCAUUACACCCAAUAUUUCGUCGUGCCCAAACAUAGAUAUUUACGUUAUUGAACUAAACAUUUGAUUUGUUAUCUGUGAUAGAGGAUUUUUAAGUGGCAUAUUUUUGAAGCUACUAUGAAGAGUUUAUGCAAUAAAUUGUGUUAUAUAAUAGUUUAUUAACUGAAGUAUCUAUAUGCAGGUUAGAGCUUGAAAUUACAAAUUUAAACAUUUUAGAUUUGCAAUUUUACGUUCCGACGUUGUUUUUCUGUUACUGUAUUUCCUACAAAUGCAAUUACGAACUUCGAGCCUAAACAAAUGAAAAUAUAAAGUUCCAAAAUUACUGGAUUUAAUUUUGGCACUUGAUUGUUUAAGGACCUAAAAUUUUGCCAACUUGUAGAAUAAGAUUAAAGUUUGUCUCGUGAUUUAAAUAUGCAUUUAACUUAACAACUUAAAAGAAACAAAUGUAGAGCAAGCAAUUCAUGAAGAAGCUUAAAGUGUAAUAAUCGUUUUUAUUGAUGUAGAUCAGAUUUUUUAUUUUAAUUAGUAUUAUUCAACCAUUUUUAUUUUUUAUUUAUUUUUAAAAACGAUGUAAGAGCUAAGUGUCUUAUAGAUUUAUAUAUUUGUUAUUAUUUUUAUGUAAUAGUGUGUUUUUUUAAUAAGCUUUACUCAGGUGCACUAUCUGAAGUAACGAAAACAUGGAUUUUGUCGUAUUUUAAUUUUGUAAAAUCUCUUUUUUGUGACGUCUUCCCUUAAUUUUUGAUCAACACAAACUCGUCAUCCACGAUAAUAUACAAUAUUUUGUCUUCCAAUGGAUUUUAACAUUGUUUUAUUAUAUUAUAUAUUUUUUAAAUUAACUUUUAUUUUAACAUAUUGUGAAAACAUCUCAAUUAACUAAGCUCCUUUUCCAGAAGGAGCCUAAUUUUUUGAGUUUGUACGCCUAUACUAAAUAUGUACACUAUUAACAAAGGAACAAAAAUAAUUUUUCACACGGUAGAAGCUUUCCGAUAGUAGAACAACUUAAAUCAAGUCCAACUAAGAAUCAUUUAUGUUUGUUAAAAAUUGUUUACAAUAAAUGCAUAUGUUUAUUGAUA